Molecule: messenger RNA, 1197 nt
Organism: Suillus fuscotomentosus
Lineage: Eukaryota; Fungi; Basidiomycota; Agaricomycetes; Boletales; Suillaceae
Exons: 8
Coding region: 1-1197 (398 amino acids)
Source: RefSeq, a predicted model, not a curated record
AUGUCGAUGCCUGAGAGUAACUGUGCUGGCAACCUUCCUGCUCCUACUACAGUGGUAUCUCUUUGCGUCUCAACGUCUCCUCAAGCUAGGGCAAAGAGGAAAAUUGCUGCCCUCGUGGAAGAGGUCGAAAAUUUGAAGCAGGAGAAAGCGAUAAAACAAAGAAAAACAACCUACUAUGUUUCCCAGGGACGAGCACUUCGUAGGAUGGUUGUUCUUUACUGCCCAUUAGAAGAUCUGGUUGCCGAGAAUGACCGGCGUUGCAAAGACUCAGACGGCGACCACACAAUCGAACAAAACUGCCUUCAGCGCGGCUACAUUGAACUCAGUAAGACAUUGCCAUGGUUCCAUGAAAAGCUUGCAAGUCUUGAUUUCGAAGAGUCGGAGGAUAUGCUCAAACAGCUCAAGCGAGGAGCUGAUUCAGCUCGUGGUGACGACACGGGAACUCUCAAAGAGCUCGUGGCCUCAUGGGUUAACAUUGAGUGUCGUCCGCCUUCGUUUCUAAGAGCAGACGAUAAGCACCAUCGAGGUUUCGUGAACGAUGCAUGCGGUAAGCUACUCUGCCCAGCGGAAUGGUGCUGGGAGGAUCCAGUCGUCAGGGCCGGAAUUCGUGACCGUACCACCGCUUUUAUCGUUUCCGAAAAUUCAUGGCCUAUGUUCAUGUAUGAAAAUUAUGAAGCCGAUGCGAAGAAUCUGGAGCGUGGUCUCUUCAAGUCCAAGCUAUUAGUCAUGGGCUUCAAAGCCAUUUUCACAUCUCCCUCCUCGGCCAAUGAAGUUGAUGGCGAUGGCGAUGGCAUUGAUAUCAUUGAGAAUCACCGACGUGCCCGGAGACGAUCAGAUCACGCUAAAGUGAAAACAUGUGUUGCCUCCAUCAUAGGUAUGAGGAAGGUAACUCCUCGCGCGAUCGCAUAUGCAGCUUGCCAGAUCCGAUUCGCGCUGUCCAACAUCACUUCCUGGCGCACUGUUGAUGGCGACUUCGACUAUCAACUUUUUUGGAACAACAUUGUAGACUUCUUCGAGGAUCCUCCAGGUCCAGCUGCGCUAGCGAGGGUGAACAAGCUUCUCGAAUGGUGGACCAGAAAAGUGUUCGGACGAAAUCAUCGUCAGGACUUAACACCGGAUGUUAUUCUUCACAUCUCUGUCAACAGUCUCGCUUCCCAGAGACAGCAAAUGGAGGACGCCGCAUUCGACUCCAACUAG